Populus nigra (black poplar) is the source of this 861-nucleotide messenger RNA. RefSeq lists its product as uncharacterized. Lineage: Eukaryota; Viridiplantae; Streptophyta; Magnoliopsida; Malpighiales; Salicaceae. Gene Ontology annotation, molecular function: nucleic acid binding; zinc ion binding. The transcript is spliced from 3 exons. The record is from RefSeq and is a predicted model, not a curated record. The coding region runs from base 1 to 585 and encodes 194 amino acids.
AUGCGAAAUUUUCUUAAAGAGCAACAACGAUUGGUACAGUUUUUAACAGCGCUUCGCAGUGACUUCGAAGGACUUAGAGGUUCAAUUCUGCAUCGUACUCCACUGCCUUCUGUUGACUCUGUUGUCAGUGAGUUAUUGGCUGAAGAAAUACGUCUUCAGUCUUAUUCUGAAAAGGGAAUUCUUUCUGCUUCAAAUCCUUCUGUACUAGCAGUACCUUCUAAGCCAUUCUCUAAUCAUCAGAACAAGCCUUACACAAGGGUUGGCUUUGAUGAGUGCAAUUUUUGUAAGCAGAAAGGUCAUUGGAAGGCUCAGUGUCCUAAGUUGAGACAGCAGAAUCAAGCUUGGAAGUCUAGCAGUCAGUCACAAUCUAAUGCUCAUCGACCACCUCAGGGUUAUAAACCACCACACCACAAUACUGCAGUAGUAGCUUCCCCAGGCUCUAUUACCGAUCCUAAUACUUUGGCUGAGCAAUUUCAGAAGUUUCUCUCCUUGCAGCCACAAGCAAUGUCCGCUUCUUCCAUAGGUCAGUUGCCUCAUAAUUCCUCAGGAUCUGCAGUCUCAGAAGCUGAUUGGGACAGGCCGUAGGGAGAAUGGACUAUAUAUUUUGGAUGAGUUAAAAGUGCUAGUUGCUGCUGCUGCCGCUGCUGCUACUACUGCUGAUUUGUCUUCUUUUCGUUUGAGUCUUUCAUCUUCUAGUUUUUAUUUAUGGCAUUCCCGUCUAGGUCAUGUUUCAUCUUCUCGUUUGAGUUUUUUGGCAUCCACAGGAGCUUUAGGAAAUUUGAAAACUUGUGACAUUUCUGAUUGUAGUGGAUGUAAACUGGCAAAAUUUUCUGCUUUACCUUUUAAUCGAAGUAUUUCUGU